Molecule: messenger RNA, 531 nt
Organism: Hypoxylon fragiforme
Lineage: Eukaryota; Fungi; Ascomycota; Sordariomycetes; Xylariales; Hypoxylaceae
Product: signal recognition particle 9 kDa protein-domain-containing protein
Exons: 2
Coding region: 1-531 (176 amino acids)
Biological process (GO): protein folding; SRP-dependent cotranslational protein targeting to membrane
Cellular component (GO): signal recognition particle, endoplasmic reticulum targeting
Molecular function (GO): ATP binding
Source: RefSeq, a predicted model, not a curated record
AUGCCGUACUACGAGACGAGCCAGGAAUGGCUGCGCCAGUCGUCGCUGCUUCUUGAAGCGCGGCCGACCACUACACGCAUAACAACCAAAUACCACAUCUCCAAGCCCAAGCCCAAGCCCAAGCCCAAAGCCCGAAAUCCACCAUCUUCCUCCUCCACCGAACAACAACAACAGCAACAACAACAAAGCACGCCAAGAGCCUCCCUAACGCUGAAAACGUACGACCCGCACUCGGGCGCGUGCCUCAAGUACCGCACCACCAAGGCCGCCGAGGUCGCGCGCCUCAUCACGAGUCUGGGGCGCCCGCUCGGCGCGCGCAUGGCUGCGCUGCCGGUUGGAGAGGAAGGGGGUGGCGGCGGCGGCGGCGGCGAGGAUGAGGUUAUGGUGGAUGCGCCGGCUGCUGUUGCUGCUGUUGAGGAGGGGGCUGUUGUGGGAGGAGGGGGGAAGGAAGGGGGGAAGGGGCAGGCGCAGGGUGGUAGUGGUGCUGGAGGAGGAGGAGGGAAGGGGAAGAAGAAGCGGGGGAAGAAGUGA